Messenger RNA from Lates calcarifer (barramundi perch), 6655 nucleotides. It is a transcript of the gene lpin1a, whose product is annotated as lipin 1a. Gene Ontology annotation, molecular function: transcription coactivator activity; phosphatidate phosphatase activity. Gene Ontology annotation, biological process: fatty acid catabolic process; positive regulation of transcription by RNA polymerase II; cellular response to insulin stimulus. The coding region runs from base 362 to 3361 and encodes 999 amino acids. Gene Ontology annotation, cellular component: nucleus; mitochondrial outer membrane. NCBI's taxonomy places the organism in Eukaryota, Metazoa, Chordata, Actinopteri, Centropomidae. The transcript has 24 exons. The record is from RefSeq and is a predicted model, not a curated record.
AGACUCACUGGAUUCAUCCAGAACCACCCAGAAGAGUUUUUGCACCAUCCUGAAGAGAUUUACAUCAGUUGACCUUCAGAGUUCAAAGAGCACGUUCUGCAUCUGUCCAGAAGUAGGCUAUUGUCAAACUGUGUUAACAAAGACAAUAAAGACUUUAUAGAAAGCUGACCAGGAGAGAGUCAACAAACAACAUGCAGAUUUUUUGACACAUCAAACAUCUCAGAGGACUGACCAACUCCUUUUUCCAGCUUGAAUUUUCCUGCAAGAUUUCUGUUUCGAAAUGAUCUGAGACUGUUUAUGACAUAUUUCACCGUAGAGUCUGUACAGCAGCUCAGGACGUUGAACUAUACGUCAUGGAGCCAUGACCCGCAUGGAAGAGCAAGGGAAAGACUUCAGCAGCCAGGAUGAAGAUGACAGCCCCAAUGACAGCUGGUCCUGGUUACAGACCAUGAACUAUGUGGGUCAGUUGGCGGGCCAGGUGUUUGUGCAGGUCAAGGAGCUGUACAGAGGACUCAACCCUGCGACGCUGUCUGGAUGUAUAGAUGUCAUCGUGGUCCGGCAGCCCGAUGGCUCCCUGCAGUGCUCCCCCUUCCACGUCCGCUUCGGCAAGAUGGGUGUGCUGCGGUCACGUGAGAAAGUGGUGGACAUAGAGAUCAACGGAGAGCCAGUGAGUUUGCACAUGAAGCUGGGAGAGAAUGGAGAGGCCUUUUUUGUCAAAGAGACGGAGAACACACUGGAAGUAGUUCCGUCCUACCUGGUGACAUCACCCAUCAUGUCUACGGGGGAGGAGUUGAUGGAGUCCCAGCUGGGCAGGGGCAUUUCUCGUCACCACGAGACCAUCCCCUGCAGCUCACUUCCUGUCCAGAGCCUGGGGCCACAACAAAGUGAUGGAGGGAUGGCCAAGAAGAGGAGGAAGAGGAGGAGGAAGGCACGGCCAGAGGGAGGUGGAGUGGGAGGAGGAGGAGGAGGAGGAGGGAGGAGAGAGGAGAGCGAGGAAGAGUUCUCAGAGGAUGACGACAUGUUUACGAUCGACUUGAGUUCAGAUGAGGAGAGAGAGGGUGACAACAGCAGACCUAUGUACAGUGACCAGGGGUCUACAGCUGUCAUGCACACACAUCCCAGCACUGAUUGGACCCAUUCACAGAGUAAUAUGAUUAAGGAGACUCUCUCCAUCCCUCCACCCUGUGGUCUGUCCAUCUCUUGUCCUCAGCAGACCUCUCACUUCUCUUCUCUUGUUAGCAGCCCAGAUGACUCUCGGUCAUCAACGCCAAAGAGUGACUCAGAGCUAACCAGUCAGAAUAAAGAUAAUCCUGAAAUGCUGUGGACCUGGGGGGAGCUGCCACAGGCUGCCCAGCCGUCCUUCCUGACCUCCCACCAGAAGCAGGACCCUGCCGCAGCAGUCUCCAUCCCAGUGUCAGACAGCACUCACUUCAGAGCCAUCAGUGACACUGGAACCCCUUCCCUCACACUCUUUAACACCCAGUCAGGGGAAAGCACUGCUCAUGGUGGGGACAAGGACACUGAAGAAAGCAAAAAUGGAGAUGGACUAACCGCUAAGACUGAGGACAGAGCUGGAAGAGAACAAGGGAGACGGGUGGAAAGUGUUGGGCCAUCAUGUGCAGAGAUGGAGGGUCUAACAGCCUGCUCAGUGUCUCCCAGGAUUCUCCCUGAUCAUCUGGAUGAAGGUGGGAAUAGAGGCAGUCCCAUCAGAAGAACUGAUUCACCAUCGAAGAGGAAAGAAAAGAGAAGCCAACACCUGGGUGCUGAUGGCAUAUACCUGGAUGACAUUACAGAGCUGGAGCCUGAAGUAGCUGCUCUCUACUUCCCUAAAAGUGACGGAGGCAGCAGCUCGAUGAAAGGAGACUCAGAGAUGAUGAUGAUGGGAGUGCGGAGCGCUAAUCAGUCCCCACAGUCGGUGGGCAGCAGCGGGAUGGACAGCGGCGUGGACAGUUUGUCCGACCAAUUAGGGGACCUGCCUCAUGUCGCCAUAUCUUUGUGUGGGGGACUCACUGACAACAGGGAGAUCACAAGAGAGCAGUUCCAGGAGAGGGCAAUUUCCUACCAGCAGUUCUCUGAAAACCCUUCCAUCAUUGAUGACCCUAAUCUAGUGGUCAAGAUAGGGAACAAGUAUUACAACUGGAACACAGCAGCUCCUGUCAUGUUGGCCAUGCAGGUCUAUCAGAAACCUCUGCCGCAGUGUUGGUGUUUGAGUUAUGUGUUUUCUGCUUUUGGCCUCUUCUCAUACUGCCUCCCUGGUCUGUUUGGCUCCAGCCUGUCCCAGCCUGCUUCAGUGGAGAACAUCAUGAAGGAGAAGAUGCCAAAGAAAGGAGGACGCUGGUGGUUCUCAUGGAGGAGCAGGAACAGCGAUUCCAAAUCAGAAUCAGUGACAGAGGCAGGAGACCGAGGAGAGGGCUCACUCACUAUGGCCUCAGUGAACAGAAUGAAGGAUGAGUCAUCCUCAAGUGAUGAGGACCACGGAUCCCCCAUCCAGGUGUCAGGAUCCUGCCAGUCAGAGUCCCUCAUGAGCUCUGGCAGCAUCUGCUAUAAGAAGACUCUACGGCUCACCUCAGAGCAACUGGCUAGCCUGCAGCUGAAGGAGGGUCCUAAUGAUGUGGUGUUCAGCGUGACCACUCAGUAUCAGGGCACCUGUCGCUGCCAUGGCACAAUCUAUCUUUGGAGCUGGGAUGAUAAAAUAAUCAUCUCAGAUAUAGAUGGAACCAUCACCAGGUCUGACACCCUGGGUCACAUCCUCCCCACUCUGGGUAAAGACUGGACCCACCAGGGCAUCGCACGGCUCUACCACAGAGUCAGCCUGAAUGGAUAUAAAUUCAUGUACUGCUCAGCGAGGGCCAUCGGCAUGGCUGAUAUGACGAGAGGGUACCUGCACUGGGUCAAUGAGAGGGGAACCAUGCUGCCAAUGGGGCCAGUGCUGCUCAGCCCGAGCAGUCUUUUUUCUGCCCUCCACAGGGAGGUGAUUGAGAAGAAACCAGAGAAGUUUAAGAUCGAGUGUCUGUCUGACAUCAAGCACCUUUUCUACCCAAACACUGAACCUUUCUAUGCUGCCUUUGGCAACAGAGCUACGGAUGUAUAUUCCUAUAAGGAGGUUGGUGUUCCUCUGAACAGGAUUUUCACCGUCAAUCCCAAGGGGGAGCUGAUACAGGAGCAUGCCAAAACCAAUAUCUCCUCCUUUGGGCGUCUCUGCGAUAUGGUCGACCACGUCUUCCCAGUCCUAGUUCAAGAUGAGGAGGCAGACUUUCCCUGCUCUGAUACAUUUGGCCAGUGCAACUACUGGAGCAAACAACUUCCUGAUGGAGCAAACCAGGAAGAAGAAGAAGACCCACAGCACCUUGAGACAAGCUGAGGAAACAUCAUGGAAACCAGCAUCAAGGCUACAGCGUUGCAGCUUUUCAUCGCACGACACUGGUCAGUGGUUUUGUGAUUCAUCAUGAAGCUGGCAGCUCAGAUUAAAAGUGAAGAUGCUGAUUAUUUGAGAAUUAAAGACUUAUCCAAGAACAGUGUUGGAAAAUCACACAAGACUUGAGCUAUGUGGCUCCUUCAAGGUUUAAAAAUGUUACUUAAGAUAUGUGUCUGCGACUACUGAUUCAAAGUAGUAGUAGUUUUUAAUAUUCCACAUAAACAAAUCUGUGCCAUCGUUCAACAGUGAGAACACAAGCAGUCCUGGAGACUCAUACUAUGAAACCCAAAGGUAGAAAGCCAUAUUACAGUGAAUCUAUAGGGGCAUUUAAGUUGAAAACAAAAAAGAGGAACAAGAGCAGGAAACCUCAAAAAUCAGCACUAAGGGUAAAAUAUAGGAAAUAGACUGCUGUGUCAGAAAAAUCGUUUAAAAAAAACAAACAACAAAAAAAAAGAAUUUCAACAGUUGCUUGGGAGUGACACUAACUGACGGUUCUGCCCAAGGAAGAUUCACAUAUUGCACGUUUGCAAGUGCACUGACAUGCAACACACGCACAAACACACAAUACAAACAAGAGUAAAUCUUGUGAAUGCAUUCCACAGACAAUGCACAACACUGCAGAACACGAAUAUAAUAUAUUUCACUGCAUGUUUUUUUAAAGCUCUGUAGGACUGAUAACCACUCUCUCCUUCAUCCCACACCGCUCUGUACUUACACUGGUGGAUAGAAAAGCUGCCACACAAAACAUACGCUUGCAAGGGAAGAAUUUUUGUCACAGAUGCACCAAUGCAGGCUGGUAUAAAAUCAGUCUAUCUGUCCUCAUAAUACCUACUGCUUUGUUUAAUAUUAUACAAGGCACACAAAUUACAUAUUCAGUAAAUUGAGUAAGAAUUUUUUUCACAGAAAUCCUACUGUACUUCACAAAUUCUAAAUAAGCAACCCUUUAAGAUCACUCAUAUAACCAGCCUCCACAGCUGACAAUAAAAUGUGAAUUACACACUCAACCUCUUGGUGCAUCACUCAUUUUUUAGAAUGUUUAGGAAAGAAUCUUGACUUUUUCCUGACCUCAGAUAACACUUUGCACCAGAAACACCACAUUGCAUUACAGUAAAACCAUGUAGAACAUGCAAAAAAUUGUUUGUGUAUCCAAUCAUCUUCUGUGCCAACCUCCUUUGCAGGUCCAGCUAAAUGCGGGUGGUCGUUUGACCGUGCUACUGUGAAAGAUGUGGCUCUGGUACAUUUUCUAACAAAUGUUCAGUGACUAUACUCAAGAUAAAUGCAGGACAAUGCAACUAACUUCAGUCUAUGUUCUUUAUGUCUGUUUUUAUAUGCGUGAAUAAAUUAACUCCAGUGAUAUGCUAGAAUGUAGUACAUACAGUAAAUCACUCACAGUAUGUGUUAUUCUAAUGACUAAUGCUCAUCAAUGCAAUUACUGUGUAAACCAUAUACACGAUAUGGUUAUAUAUUUUCAGUUUUAUGAUGUUGUCACUGCACAGAUCUGUAUACUUUUUAUGUACAGCACUGCUCUGUCCUGUAGUGGACAGUUAAAUGCAGUAUAUUUAGACAUUGUAAGAUUUUCUCCCCACAAACACAUCUAAUUUUUGUUGUUGUUUGUAUUUCUUUCAUCUACCAGACGUUUAUCUUCUCAUCCACUGAUCAAAUUCCAGUUAUUGUAAUGCAUUUAUGGGAGGUUGAAGCCUGUCUGUUCAUUUUUACCAUGUGUAUAACUUAAAAUGGGGGAAACCACUGUAAAUAAUGAAUAAUAUUCAUUUUUUGAUUAUAUGAAGUGAACAAAAAAAGCUUUUGACAGCUUAGAUAUUGUCUAAAAUACUUUCUUAUUGGUGCUUAUUCAAAAUGCACUUGCAUCCAUUGCUAUAAUUAACUCUCUAGUAAAGUUAGCAGUAGUUAGCAGUUUUCACCAUAUGACCACUAAAGCAAUAGAUCAACAUGUAGUAUAUAUAUAUAUAUAUAUAUAUAUAUAUAUAUAUACACAUACAUACACACAUAUAUAUGUGUGUGUGUGUGUGUAUAGGUUUCAUUUGUUGCCUCCACUUUAUCUUGGGCAACAAGUUGGCUAGUUUUCUUGCAAAAUAAAGAGCAACAUCAACCCAUGUAAACUUCCUCUGUUUACCCAGAAAAACAGGUAGUAGGGUAGUUGAAAGUAGUUUUAAUGCCUGACAGCUUCAAGAAAAUUAUUUGAAGUCAUCUUCAAAAAAAAUCUUAAAGUAAUUCACUACAUUUAGUUAGAAUUUCACAAAGAUAUUUGUACUCUGAUAUUAAUGUGUGCUAGAUUGACAAAAACAAGUGAAAUCAAAAUGCCAGAACACUGUUAGUAAGAUCUCUGAUUGGUUGUAACUGACUGUUAUCCUGUUUGUACAUACGUAGAUAUGUCUGAUGCUGUACUGUCAUUGACUCUCUAAAGGAAAAUUAAUCAGGAAUUAACCUUUAACUGAAUAAUGUUUAUAUUCCUCUGAGGGAUCCGGUGUUAUUUGUGCAAGAGGAAAAGAUGCAUGUUGUUGUAACGUUAAACUGCAUAUUUACGUGGACAUAAUGAUGACUGUCUUGUCACCUAAUUGUUGUAUGGAAGUAUAUCGCUUAGAAAAAUAGGGAAAACUGAUUAAAUAGUUUGGCUUCCCUAUCUCACAAUUAUAAGAUCGUUUUCCACCAGUUAUGAGAUAAAACCAUCAUUACUUUGACAUGAUUUAGUAUUUUUAUUAGCACAUCAGACAUGCACAGAUGUGUCAAGUGUCAAGUCAAUGUGUCAACUGAUGGGGCCAAAAGUACAGAGCUCUUUAAUCUGUGCGAGGUCGGUGGCAUUUAAUCUGAUAAUCCUAAAAUCUCUCUGUUGAUUUUUUUGUAAUUACAGUAUAAGGAUCUCCUAGUUAUAUGAUCUUAUUUAUGAAAUAUGGAAGUCAAAAGUACGAUAACAUAUGAUUCUUCUUCUUAAUGAACUCAGUGCUCUUCCCACAUGUUUAGAGUAAAUCAUCUUUUUGAUGAUUAUCACCUCAUUCUUUCUGUGAAAGAUCUAUUAAAGGUCUUGACUAGUUAUCCAGUCUGUCUCUGUGCUGACAUGAAUGCUGAUCCAUUUUGCUUCCCUUUGUAAAGGUUAUGUUUUGGGCACUAAGCAGCAGUUUACCAAGCAGUGUGCAGUGCAAGCUAUUGUUAACAAAGUAGUUUGAAUAAAUCUGAGCAGUGGACACAUUUUUCAAUAAACUCACAUCUGACUGCUUUGUUGCGUUA